Molecule: messenger RNA, 2546 nt
Organism: Funneliformis mosseae
Lineage: Eukaryota; Fungi; Glomeromycota; Glomeromycetes; Glomerales; Glomeraceae
Source: the annotation of a GenBank genome assembly
UGGAAAUCGAAGAAAGAUUGAGAAGUAUGAACCUUCAAAGAACAGAUCUUGAACUUAGGAUAGCUCAAAGGCCUAAUCUUGGAAAAGCAGGCCAGAGAGUCAAACUGAGAACUAAUUACCUUAAAGUCAAGAGAUUUCCAGACAUUUCAAUACAUCAAUACAGCUUCGAUGUUUCUCCAAAGGUUAAUAAACAAACCAUUUAUGAGAUUUAUUCAACCAUCGCUGAUAAGAAUGGUUUCGAAAAUUUCUUUGCCGUGUUUGAUGGAAAUUCCUCGAUUUAUUCGGCCUUGCCUUUAACAAAUGAUCGAAAAGGAAAUAAUUUCACGCAGAUUACCAUACAAACAAGAAGGAAGUCAUAUGAAGUUACAAUUAAAUUUAUACAAUGCUUAGGCCUUGAUCAACUAAGGAAUUACAUUUCAAACCAAGGACCAAUAACUAGUUCGGUUAUUUUGUGUUUAGCGGCAUUGAAUUCGUAUAUCAACUUUAAAACUCGUCAGAAAUACCUUACGGCCGGAAAAGGUAUUUAUCCUCCCAAUAAUCAAACAAUAACCUUAUCAGGAGGCGUUGAAUUGAAGCAAGGAUUUUAUCAAUCAUUACGUCCUGGAUGGGGCGAAUUGUAUAUUAAUGUUGAUAUUUGCGCAGCAAUUUUUUUCCCUUCUGGUGCUUUAAUUGAGGUGAUAGGCAAACAUGUGUUGAAACGUAAUGCACAAGAACUGCAUGCUCAAGGAGUGAAUGAUCGUGAUAUAAAUGUUUUGUCAUGGUACCUAAAAAAUGUAAAAGUCGAAGCGAUACACUGUCGCAAUCGAAAUUCUGUGUAUAAAAUUCGACGCGUCACAACAGAGCCGGCGGAUAAACUUAUGUUCCGUAACGAAAGGGAGAAUAGAGAUAUGUCUGUUGCCGAAUAUUUUUAUAAUACAUAUAAAAUUAAACUAGUAUUCCCAAAUCUACCAUGCGUGCUCGUUAAUCGGAACGUUUUCUUUCCCAUUGAACUCUGUUAUGUCCUGCCAAAUCAACGCUUCGAAGGUCGAUUGACAGACGUUACGCUCGCCGAUAUGAUCAGACACACAUGUGUAAAGCCUCAAGAAAGAUUUCGACGAAUCUCGAAUGCUAUAUCAGACAUUUAUCAACACGAUAAAGAUUCACACCUUGAGUCCAUCGGCAUGGAAGUUGACUGCAGCAACAUGGUGGCCCUUAAUGGACGUGUACUUAAUCCUCCUCGUUUGACUUACAAUGAAAAAAGUCAACAAUCAGAAUUUACUCCUGAAAAUGGACGUUGGAAUAUUAUGAAUAAAGUCGUUUGUCAGGGUGCUACUUUAAUAAAUUGGGCGGUGGUUAUUUUUGCUCGAGAGCGUUUUGCUCCGCAACAAUUAGUGAGAACUUUCAUGAAACGAUUUCGUGAAAUGGCCAAUCAAAAAGGAAUGAACAUUUCGAGUGAUCCUUACGUGAUGUAUUCUAAUCCUCAUGGUGACAUUGCUACGGCAUUGAGCGUUGCAUGUCACAAAUCACUAAUUAACAAGGAUUAUCCACCACAUAUCAUUAUGUGUAUUUUGGGAGAAUCGGGACCAUUAUAUGGGGAAAUUAAAAGGAUUGGAGAUACACAAUUAGGUAUUCCAACUCAAUGCGUUUUACUCAAAUUGUUAGCAAAAACAGGUGGAAUGGAUCAAAUUUGUGCAAACAUUACAUUAAAAGUGAAUGCAAAGUUGGGUGGAAGAAACGUAAUGUUAUCCAAUGAUCAGAUUAGUUUUGUAUCUUCAGAACCGACGAUGAUAUUCGGUGCUGAUGUUUUUCAUUCUGGUAGAGAGGAUCAUAGACCAAGUAUUGCAGCUGUUUGCGCUACAAUGGAUUCCAAAGCUACAAAAUAUUCUGGAAGGUUUAGUGUUAACAAGGAUCCUCGAAAUGAAAUCAUCGAAGACCUCAAAGGAAUAGUAAUUGAUUUACUUCGCGUAUUUUACCUGAAAAAUCAAGAUUUGCCGAGAAAAAUUUUGUUUUAUCGGGAUGGAGUUGGUGAGAAUCAAUUUCAAGACGUAUUAAACUACGAAGUAAAAGCGCUUAAAGAGGUCUUUGCUAGUAUUUACAGGAAUUCCGGACCUAAAUUAACAUUUAUCAUAGUUCAAAAAAGACAUCAUACUAGAUUUAUGCCAACCGAACCACACGAUGGAGAUAAAUUAGGGAAUUGUCGUCCGGGGACGGUUGUUGACACAACAAUCCUUGUUCAACAAGGGUUCGAUUUCUACUUACAAUCUCAUUCCAGCAUGCAAGGAACAUCCCGUCCAAUUCGUUAUAACGUUCUUUAUGAUGAAAAUAAUUUCUCUGCUGACGGAAUUCAAACAUUAACCUACCGAUUAUGUUAUCUAUCCGCUAGGUGUACGUUUUCAAUUUCUCUGGUUCCACCAGUUUAUUACGCUCAUCUAAUUGCUAAUCGCGCGAAACAUUAUUAUCGUUGGGAAGGAGAGAGAGGAUCAGAUGACAGCAGAGAAAGCGGAAUUAGUAUGGGAUCAAUUGAAGAAGUCAAGAAUGGAUUGGCCGAUGCGAUGUUUUUCGUUUAA